Messenger RNA from Cloeon dipterum, 1920 nucleotides. RefSeq names its product sphingomyelin phosphodiesterase-like. Gene Ontology annotation, molecular function: acid sphingomyelin phosphodiesterase activity. Gene Ontology annotation, biological process: ceramide biosynthetic process; sphingomyelin catabolic process. The record is from RefSeq and is a predicted model, not a curated record. Gene Ontology annotation, cellular component: lysosome. The transcript has 9 exons. Lineage: Eukaryota; Metazoa; Arthropoda; Insecta; Ephemeroptera; Baetidae. Bases 17 to 1873 code for a protein of 618 amino acids.
AGGUCAAAAGACAAAAAUGCGUCUGCUCAGCGCCACGGUAUUUUUGUUGUCCUGUGCGGCGGCUUUGGCCGUCGGCACUGUUGAUUUUGGAGGUCUUCCCAGCAAAAUCAACGAGUACCUGAGAACAAAAACCAUAACUCCUGAGCUGGAGGAGACAUUUGAGCUGCUGCGACAGAGGAAAACAUUGAAGACUUACAGCACGGCCUUAAACAUGAAACUGCUUGAUGGACUUAAUGAAAAGGAGGCUAACAAGGCUGUGUGCGACACGUGUCUCUCAAUCGCCAGCACCAUCCUUUCGUGGAUUGAUGCUGGAGAUUCACGUGAAGUGAUAGUUGAAAAAUACGUUGACCUGUGCAUCACCAUGAAUAUAAAUUCACCAACAGUUUGCAGAGCAACAGCCGAAAUUAGAGUAGAUUUGGGUGUCUGGAUGUACACUGCCAAAAACAGCACACAAUACCCAAUAACACCAGAAGAUAUUUGCGGCUAUAGCUAUUACUCAUCUGGCUGUUGGGUUGGAGGACCACAGUACGAGUGGACUUUAGAUUUAUCAUUUUUAGGACCAAAGCCUACUCCAGAAACACCACAAUUGCCAGAUCCUGGAGCACCAACCCUAAAAGUGCUGCAGUUCACUGAUGUGCACAUUGACCCUAACUACCAGGUUGGAGGUAAUGCAGAGUGUGGGGACCUCAACUGCUGCAGGGCAGAUCAGGGCGCGCCAGCGACACCUGAAGCAGCGGCAGGUUACUGGGGAGACUACAGGGACUGCGACACUCCCUACCACGCUUUCCAGGACAUGCUCACCCAAGCUGCAACCCACACUGAUUUGGCGUACAUAAUCUUCACUGGAGAUGUUAUUGACCAUGGAACCUGGGCGACUUCGACAGAGACAAACACCAAUGCCAUCAUCUACGCGAUGACUGCCUUACUAAAUCAGUUCCCCAACCUGAAAAUCCUUCCUAUUGUUGGCAACCACGAAUCUCAUCCUACUCACAAUUUUGUCGCCGAUAAUCCAGAAAUUCCCAGCAACAUUUCCACUGGCUGGCUCUACAGCUUGGCCGACUACAUUUGGAGUUCCUGGAUACCCAAUGCCAGUGAGACUAUUUUGAAAGGUGGAUUCUACUCCUACGAAGUCAAUCCAAGCCUGAAGGUUAUUGCCCUGAACAACAUUUUCUGUUACAACUUGAACUGGUGGCUUCUGUAUGAAAACGUUGAUCCAGCUGGCCAACUCAUGUGGUUUGCUCAGGAGUUACUGGCUGCUGAACAAAAUGGACAAAAGGUCCACAUCCUAGCACACAUUCCUGGAAGCUCUGAUUGCAUGCCGAACUGGCAAACUCAGUUUUUACGCAUUCUUGACCGCUUUGAGAACACAAUCGUAGCCAUGUUCCACGGACACACUCACAACGAGCACUUAAAUAUUUACUAUGACCCUAAUGACCGCUCUAGACCAACCGGUGUAGGAUUUGUCGGCGGCUCUGGAACUGCCUUUAGCAACGUUAACCCCAAUUACAGAAUCUACACCAUCGAUGGCGACUACCAAGGAUCAUCUUACAGGGUUCUAGACCAUGAAACCUGGUCAUUCAACCUGACUGAGGCCAACCUGAAUGGACCUGAUAUCCCGCCUGUUUGGUCUAAGCUGUAUAGUUUCAAGGAUGCCUUUGGACUGAGCUCUUUGCUCCCUCAAGAUCUCAAUGACUUUGUUGCUAGGUUAGCAACUGACCCUGAUUUGCAAGACCUAUACUACAGGUACUACUGGACAGCAGGAGACCCAUCUCUGGCAAAACCAUGCGAUGACGCUUGCAGGAGAAAUUUAGUUUGUGAAAUAGUGCGAACCACCCAAGGAGAUGAUUCAAAAUGCACUGACUUUUUGCCAUGAGCAAUUUAAUGUGUUUAAUUCCCAAAUAAAAUUGGUUUCUGUACUUA